UCCGAGACUCGAAGGAGAAGUGGAGGUGGGAGGGAAAAACGAUGCAAAAAUCACCUAAAAAUCGGGGCGGGGAAAGGAAGCUGCCGUUAAGAAAGAGGGCUCGCUGCACAAGCUGCUGCAGAACGGUUGGGAGGCCGGGCGGGUUUCCUAGACCUAGGGAAGGAGCCAGGGCCAAGGCAACAGGACUUUUUCAAACUUCUCUGAUUUCGGGAAGUUGCUGGACAAAAACAUGGAACUGAUUUCCUCAGUAGCGAUUACAAUCCUAGGCUGCCUUGCUCUGCUCUUACUCCGUAAGUGGAAGAAUGUGCAUAGACCUCCGUGCAUCGAGGGCUGGAUUCCUUGGAUUGGAGCUGGAUUUGAGUUUGGGAAAGCUCCUCUAGAAUUUAUAGAGAAGGCAAGAAUAAAGUAUGGACCAAUAUUUACAGUCUUUGCUAUGGGAAACAGACUGACCUUUGUGACUGAAGAAGAGGGAAUUGAUGUAUUUCUCAAAUCCCCAAAAGUAAAUUUUGAACUAGCUGUGCAAAACACUGUCUAUCGUGCAGCAUCAAUUCCAAAGAAUGUCUUUUUUACACUGCACGAGAAACUCAAUAUUGUAGUGAAAGGGAAAAUAGGGACUGUCAAUCUCUGUCGAUUCCCUGGACAAGUGACUGAAGAAUUACAUGGACAACUAGAGAAUUUAGGUACUCAUGGGACGAUGGACCUGAAUGAAUUAGUGAGGCAUCUCCUUUAUCCAGUCACAGUGAAUAUACUUUUUCAUAAAGGUUUGUUUCCCACGAACAAGACGAAAAUCAAAGAGUUCCAUCAGCACUUUCGAGCUUACGAUGAAAGUUUUGAGUAUGGGUCCCAGAUGCCAGAAUGUCUCCUAAGAAACUGGUCAAAAUCAAAAAAAUGGCUCCUCACACUGUUUGAAAGAAACAUUCCAGAUAUAAAAACAUACAGAUCUGCAAAAGAUAAUUCCAUGACAUUAUUUCAGGCUGUGAUGGACACUGUAGAGAAGGAGACAAAUGAACGGCACUACAGCAGUUACGGCCUCUUACUGCUUUGGGCUUCUCUGUCCAAUGCUGUCCCUGUUGCCUUUUGGACCCUCGCAUUUAUCCUUUCUCAUCCCAACAUCCACAAGGCCAUUAUGGAAGGCAUGGCUUCUGUGUUUGGCACGGCAGGCAAAGAUAAGAUUAAAGUAACUGAAGAUGAAUUGAAUAAACUCUUUCUAAUUAAAUGGUGUAUUUUGGAAGCCAUUCGUUUAAGAGCCCCUGGUGUCAUUACUAGAAAAGUGGUAAAGCCGAUUAAAAUUUUGAAUUAUGUCAUUCCUCAUGGUGACUUGUUGAUGCUGUCUCCAUUUUGGCUACAUAGAAAUCCAAAGUAUUUUCCUGAACCUGAGCUGUUCAAACCUGAACGUUGGAAAGAGGCAAAUUUAGAGAAGUACUCUUUCUUGGACAGCUUCAUGGCGUUUGGAAGCGGGAAGUUCCAGUGUCCUGGAAGGUGGUUCGCUCUGUUAGAGAUUCAAAUAUGUAUUAUCUUAAUGCUUUAUAAAUAUGACUGUAGUCUUCUGGACCCAUUACCAAAACAGAGUUCUCUCCAUUUGGUGGGUGUCCCCCAGCCAGAAGGGCAAUGCCGAAUUGCAUAUAGACAAAGAAUAUGACAUCUGCUAGGCCUCAAGACGGCCAGGGCCUUCUGGAGGAGUGAUGCCACCCCAUCUAUGUAGCUGGCAAUGCCUAAGCCUGAGCUCUGCUAAAACAUGCUACUCCACCUUGCUUGGGACUCAAAGAAAAUGCACAAAUGCUGCUGUGUUUGGUGUCGUCAGCAGUGUACUAAGAAUCCGACAUCACUUUCCAUGAUAAAGAAGCACGAAUAUACGCUUUAUUAAAAAAUGCAUAAAUGAUUAAGAAAGGUAUUUUUAAAAAAUUGAAAUUUGGUUUCAUGCAUAAAUAUAACUUUAAAUAGAAGUAAUGUCAUUUGUAUGAAAAUCUUAGUACACUAAAUUCACUGUGUAGGCAACAUACUUAAAUUUCUAUUUUGAAUUAUAGCAGUCUUGGGUUGUAAAAAAAAGUUAUUAAAUAAUGAAAUGAUUUUUAGACUUUUUUUCUAUAUGACUCUCAACUAGCAUUUGGAAUUCUUAAUCUAACAUAAUUCUUUAUUUUAAACAGGUCUAAUGUUAAAAAUACAAAUGCUGAAAGUGUGAAUAAAAUGAUAGUUUCCAAAAUCUGUGAGGAGAGAGAUCAUGUCUUAUGCUCAUUUCUCCAUCCCAUUAUGCCCAGAAUAGCACCUUCUCCACGGGGCGUAUUCAAUAAAUGCAUGUGCGUUGAUGUGUUGAUUUGUAUUUUA
This is a messenger RNA of Nycticebus coucang (slow loris), 2322 nucleotides long. Its product is annotated as 24-hydroxycholesterol 7-alpha-hydroxylase. Lineage: Eukaryota; Metazoa; Chordata; Mammalia; Primates; Lorisidae. The record is from RefSeq and is a predicted model, not a curated record. The coding region runs from base 230 to 1639 and encodes 469 amino acids. The transcript is spliced from 12 exons. Gene Ontology annotation, molecular function: steroid hydroxylase activity; heme binding; iron ion binding. Gene Ontology annotation, biological process: cholesterol homeostasis; bile acid biosynthetic process.